AUGAAGUCAGUCCUAGAUGGCCUUGCAGAUACAACCUUCAGAACAAUUACAACAGACCUCCUUUAUAUGGGUUCUAACGACAUCCAGUACGAAGACUUUAAAAGUGACAUGGCCUCCAAAUUAGGAUACUACCCAGAGAAAUUUCCUCUGUCUUCUUUUCGAGGUGACUUCCAUCCCAAAAUGACUGCAGGAGAAGAUGCCUCUUUAGGUGCGCACCCAUCGGAUCAAAUCAAUAUUACAGAUUUUUACAACAAAACCUUGUCUCCCUUUAAGGAGAAUGAGGAGAACAUACAGUGUGGUGAUAACUUUAUGGACAUGGAAUGCUUCAUGAUUCUGAACCCCAGUCAGCAGCUGGCCAUUGCAGUCCUGUCCCUCACCCUGGGCACCUUUACUGUUCUGGAAAACCUUCUGGUUUUAAUUGUCAUCCUGCAGUCUCGAAGCCUUCGCUGCAGGCCUUCUUACCAUUUCAUUAGCAGCCUGGCAGUAGCUGAUCUCCUCGGCAGUGUGAUCUUUGUCUACAGUUUUGUUGAUUUCCAUGUUUUCCAUCGGAAAGAUAGCCCUAAUGUGUUCCUUUUCAAAUUGGGUGGAGUUACAGCCUCAUUCACUGCUUCAGUUGGAAGUCUUUUCCUCACAGCAAUAGACAGAUACAUAUCUAUACACAGGCCCCUCUCCUACAAAAGGAUUGUUACCAGGUCAAAGGCUGUUGUAGCGUUCUGUGUGAUGUGGACAAUAGCUAUUGUAAUAGCUGUUCUCCCUUUGCUUGGUUGGAACUGCAAAAAGCUCAAUUCUGUUUGCUCAGAUAUAUUCCCCCUAAUUGAUGAAAAUUACCUGUUGUUCUGGAUUGGGGUCACCACUGUACUCUUGCUUUUUAUUGUUUAUGCCUAUAUGUAUAUACUCUGGAAAGCUCAUAGCCAUGCUGUUAGGAUGCUCCAGCGCGGGACUCAAAAGAGCAUAAUAAUUCAUACUUCUGGGGAUGGUAAAGUGCAGCAGAUCACUAGGCCAGAACAAACACGUAUGGACAUUAGGCUAGCCAAAACUUUAGUCCUCAUUCUUGUGGUUCUGAUCAUCUGCUGGGGUCCCCUACUUGCUAUUAUGUUGUAUGACGUCUUUGGGAAAAUGAACAAGCUUGUCAAGACUAUCUUUGCCUUCUGUAGUAUGCUGUGUCUGAUGAAUUCUACGGUGAAUCCAAUUAUCUAUGCUCUAAGGAGCAAGGACCUGAGACAUGCUUUCAGAAGCAUGUUUCCACCUUGUGAAGGGACCGCACAGCCUCUUGAUAAUAGUCUGGAGUCUGACUACCAGCACAGACAUGCUAACAAUCCAGGCAAUGUCCAUAAGGCUGCUGAAAGAUGCAUUAAAAAUACAGUUAAGAUUGCUAAAGUGACUAUGUCAGUCUCUUCAGACACUACUGCAGAGGCAUUGUAA
Pseudonaja textilis is the source of this 1422-nucleotide messenger RNA. Lineage: Eukaryota; Metazoa; Chordata; Lepidosauria; Squamata; Elapidae. The record is from RefSeq and is a predicted model, not a curated record.